AUGGCAGAUUGGGACGCUCUUCCAAAGUUGGCAUCAUCACGCCGUAUCACUGUUAAUUUAAAUAAUGUCACUUCCGCACCGGCAAGAAUCACAACGGUAACUACUGAUUCAAAAAUAUUCAUAGCCGUUGCUGCUACUGGUGUAGUAGUCCUUCUUAUGGCUUCAGUUUUAGUACCAAUAUCCCUUGCGCUUACUUAUACAGGACCAUUCACAACAACCAGUUUAUCGAGCAUAACUACUACAACGGAUACAACAACAACUACUACUACUACAACGGAUACAACCACAACUACGACUACUGAUGCAUUAUCUGAAUGCUCAUCUUAUACAACAAUCAAUGAUGUGACACGUUUAACGACAGCCGGUUCUGGAAGUGGAUGCGAUACAGCUGUAUUCAAUUCAACUACGGCCUGUGUUCGAUUUAGUGGUGCUGGUGGGACUCAAUUAGCAACAUCUGCUCCCGCUUCAAAUCAAUGUACUACUCAAGCUCCUGGUUGGUAUUCAGGUUCAUUGCCAGGAUCAGGUGUCUCUAAUAAUGAAACGGUAUGCUAUGCUUGGAGUUUGAACAAUUGUAAGUGGUCAAAUACGAUUCAAGUAACAAAUUGUGGUUCAUUUUAUGUAUGGGGUCUUAUUAGUCCGCCGGUUUGCAACCUCCGCUAUUGUACUGCAUAA
Molecule: messenger RNA, 672 nt
Organism: Rotaria socialis
Lineage: Eukaryota; Metazoa; Rotifera; Eurotatoria; Philodinida; Philodinidae
Source: the annotation of a GenBank genome assembly